Bombus pascuorum is the source of this 740-nucleotide messenger RNA. RefSeq names its product transmembrane protein 203. Gene Ontology annotation, biological process: intracellular calcium ion homeostasis. The record is from RefSeq and is a predicted model, not a curated record. The coding region runs from base 100 to 513 and encodes 137 amino acids. The transcript has a single exon. NCBI's taxonomy places the organism in Eukaryota, Metazoa, Arthropoda, Insecta, Hymenoptera, Apidae. Gene Ontology annotation, cellular component: endoplasmic reticulum.
AACAAAUACAAUAAGUAACAAAGGACAAUUGAUAACAUAAUAAAUGAAAAUAUAAAAUCAAAUUAAUAAUUUGUGUUAGAUAUAUUUAAUUGCUUUAAAAUGAUAUUUACUUUAAAUGAAAUAGAACAUUGGUUGGGACUGACUAUUUUUGAAAUGUGGAUAAAUUUAGUUUCAUUAGCAAUUUUCUCAGUGUUACUAGCUCUUAAAUUGGACGAAAAUUAUUUCUUGGGCAAUACAGGAUGGUGGAUAGUGUUCUCACCACUUUUUGUUGCUGAUGGUCUGAAUGCUUAUUUUUGUGCAAUUAUUUUCAUAAGAAUGCAUAUGGAAGGAAUGGCGAAAGCUGCUGUUUUAAGAGGAUUAUGGAGUCUCACAUUGUUGAUCCUAAUAUUUGUUUUUAAAUAUCUCCUGUGUAGAAAGCUAUCAGGACAAAGUCUUUUAGAAUAUUCAGAAGUUACGAGCCCCCUAUUUAUUUUUUUGCAAUUAAUUGCAAUUAGGGCAUGUCAACUUCAUUAACUCCUAUAGCGUAUUAUUACAUACAUAAAGCCAUAACAUACUUUUCAUCAUAAUCCAUUACCAUAUGUAUACAGACAGAAAAUUUAUUUAUCAUUUUACUAUCUCUAACAAUUUAUUAUUAAAGUAAAUAAACUUAUAAUGUAUAAUAAAAUAUCUAACAAAUAAAUUUAGUUGUAGAAAAUACAAUGUAAAUGUAAUAUUCUAAUAAAGAAUUGUUUAAUGCCUAA